UUUUCGAUCCUUCAUUUGCAUAACUAUCUACAGUAUCCCACUGCUGGCCCAGGGUGAGAACUUCAGUACAUAACAGUAUCGUAACAAGGUUUGGCUUCAGGAUUAAGGGCCGAUGUCCCGAUCAACAAAAAAAGAGUGACGGUAACAUGGGGUAUCGUUUAAGUUCUUAUUUAUUUAUUUCAUAAAAUUUAUCAACCGCUUGAUUGCAGGUAAAACCUCAAAGCGCUUUACAAAAAGAAGAAAAACUGCAAGAUGUUUUUAGCAGGCCCCGGGGGGGGGGGAGGGGAAGUAUGGUGAAGGUGCCUGCAAGACGUUAUUAGGCAGGGAGUUCAAAAGUGUUGGUGCUGCUACACUAAAAUAUCAAAUUCUUACUAAUGAAGAACGGAUAUUAUGUGGAACCUAUAACAGUUCCAGUUCUACAGAUCGCAGCAGUCAUGAGGGAAUAUAUGGAGUAAGGCAGUCUUGCAGGUAGACUGGGAUAAGGGCGAGGGUGGCAGCUGCUUGGUUCAUAUCACGGGCGUAGCCAAGGGAGGGCAGGGGAAAGCUGUUCUCCCCCAUCAAGUAAAUAAAUAAAAAUACUUAACUGACCAGUCACAUCACAUAUUGCUUGGUUGCGCCCCCCCCCAAAUCCUGCCCCUCCCAACAUAAAUCCUGGCUACGCCCAUGGUUCAUAUUCUGUAUAUUUGAGGAAGUAACUCGUUGUUUGUUGUGUGUCAACUACUGGAUAAAUAUUUGCAUUUUGGACAAAUGUUCAGAGCACCUAUGGAGCAGGUGGGUAAUGUGACUCUCCUGUUACGCAUAUCGAAAAACAGAGGGAUGACGCUGGCGUAUGUUUCGAAAGGUCAUAUUGUGGGAUCUGUAACUGCCUUGGACUCUGCUGGUCUCUGCGUGCUGUCCAGCACAAAAUCCUGAAUCUUAAGGCGCCUUCAGAAAGCACUUUCAAUAGCGUGAUGCAUACCUUACCAAUACUGGAGAUAGAUGAUGGCACCUUGGACAAUGUGGAGGCAAGGGAGAAGAAGGCAGUUGGGGGGAAAGGAGAGCCGCGGCCCAUGGAAACCUCCUAUGAGCUGGAACGUCUGCCAUCUCCUAAGAUUGGGCUUAAGAUUCCUCCUCUGAGUAAAGAGAAGACUUUUAACAAGGAUCGCCUCUUUGGUGCUAUCGUGCGGGGGAACCCUGAGGAGCUGGAAGGACUGGGGGACUAUUUGCGAAGAAGUGGCAAAUAUCUUACCAACUCGGAGUACACAGAUGGAGAAACAGGCAAGACCUGCUUGAUGAAGGCCUUGCUGAAUUUAAAAGAUGGGGCAAACCCCACCAUCCCUUUGCUGCUGAAGAUAGACCAGGAGACCAAGAACCCAAGGCCUCUGAUCAACGUAGCUUGUAAGGAUAGCUUCUAUAAAGGCCACACAGCACUCCACAUUGCCAUUGAGGAGAGGAAUCUAGAUCUGAUCAAGCUCCUGGUGGAGAACGGCGCUGAUGUCCAUGCCAAGGCCUGUGGAAAGUUCUUCCACCAGCAGGAGAGAGGGGCCUGCUUCUACUUUGGUGAGCUUCCCCUCUCCUUAGCUGCUUGCACCAACCAGCCAGAAGUGAUCAGGUAUCUCCUGGAUAACCCUCAUCAGAAGGCCAACCUGGCAGAGCGGGAUUCUCUCGGCAACACAGUCCUCCAUGCCUUGGUGAUGGUGGCUGAUGAUGUGGAUGAGAAGAACAGGGAGCUGGUGAUUGAGAUGUACAACAAGAUCCUGAUGCACAGUGCUACGCUCAACCUGAGCCAGAAACUGGAGGAAUUAACCAACAGGGAAGGCUUGAACCCUUUGACCCUGGCCGUCAAGACUGGAAAGAUAGAGAUCUUCAAAAACAUUAUUCACCGUGAAAUCAAAGACCCGCAGUACCGUCACCUUUCGCGGAAGUUCACUGAAUGGACCUACGGGCCUGUCCACAUCUCUCUCUACGACCUGACCUCCAUUGACAGCUAUGAGGAGAACUCUGUGUUGGACAUUCUUGCCUACAGCAGCGAUACUCCGAAGCGGUACGAGAUGGUGGUCCUGGAACCCAUAAACAAGCUUCUUCAAAGCAAAUGGGACUCCUUUGCUGCCAUGAGAUUUUACAUCAGUUUUUUCUCCUAUGUGCUGUUCAUGUCAGUGUUCUCAGCUGUUGCUUAUCACCGGCCUCUGGAGGGGAAGCCUCCUUUUCCAGUGACACUCACUGCUGGAGACGUAUUGAGGCUCAUUGGCCAGAUCAUUGUCUUAACUGGAGGCCUGUAUCUCCUCGUUGAUCAGGCUUUUUACCUGUGGAGAAGACGCCGGUCACUGACAACUCUGCUUCAGGAUGGCUACAUCGAGAUUUUUCUGCUGUUGCAGUCAGUGACCCUGCUGGUUUCGGCAGUGAUGUACCUUGCAGGCCUGGAAGAUUACCUGUCUUGGAUGGUCUUCUCCCUCCUGCUCGGCUGGACAAACCUGCUGUAUUACAUGCGAGGCUUUCAGCAGACCGGGAUCUACGUUGUCAUGAUACACAAGGCUAUCCUGCGGAACCUCAUGCAUUUCCUCAUGGUCUAUGUGAUCUUCCUCUUCAGCUUUUCAACAGCCCUUGUCAUACUUACCGGGGAGCCUCCCCAGCCAGUCCAGAAUGGGUCUUCCCUCGUCAACAGCGAUGGCAAAGACCAAGUCAAGUAUGUUGGGCUGCUACAGACUUCCCUGGAGCUUUUCAAGUUCACCAUUGGGAUGGGGGAGUUGGAGUUCCAACAGAACAUGAGGUUCAGGUACUUUGUGAUGUUCCUCCUGCUCUUCUAUGUCAUCAUGACUUACAUCCUCCUUCUGAACAUGCUGAUUGCCCUGAUGAGCGAGACGGUCACCGACGUCUCUAAAGAUGGUCAAAAGAUCUGGAAGCUGCAGCGAGCAACUGCUAUUAUGGAGUUGGAGAAAAGCUGGGUUUGGCAUUGGCAGAAACCCAAGCGAUCUGGUUGCCAGCUGUCUAUCGGCUCCAAAGACGAGAAAGAUAAGAGAUAUUUUUUCCGAGUAGAAGAGCUAGAUUGGGCUAACUGGAAGAAAGAGGUGGGAGCCCUCAAGGAGGAGCCUGCAGACUCAGACCACAACGAGACAGUGUCAAAAGGGAAGCGCCUGUUGAACCGAAUGUCUCAGGGGGUGAGGGCACGAUUCACGAUGCCGGAGGUGGCGGAGGAACAGAUGCCGCUGCAAGACGGAAGCCACUGAGGGAGAGAAACACCAGGAGGGCGUGAUGGAUUGCUCAGACUACGUGAACGCCCACCUCCAGCUAUGCUCCUUCAAUGGCCUGAGAGCAAUCUGACCACGGCAACAACAAAACAAAUCACUGUUAAGGACCACGCAUCAUGCCUUUUACAGGCUGGGUGUUUUUUUAUUUAUUUAUACAUUUUUAUUAGUUUUUUAACAUCUCAUUUCCAACAAUCAUUUAACAUAAAUUCUUAUCUUAUACAAUAUUUU
Molecule: messenger RNA, 3452 nt
Organism: Podarcis muralis (Common wall lizard)
Lineage: Eukaryota; Metazoa; Chordata; Lepidosauria; Squamata; Lacertidae
Source: RefSeq, a predicted model, not a curated record